Molecule: messenger RNA, 3147 nt
Organism: Nilaparvata lugens (brown planthopper)
Lineage: Eukaryota; Metazoa; Arthropoda; Insecta; Hemiptera; Delphacidae
Product: importin-13
Exons: 17
Coding region: 179-3088 (969 amino acids)
Biological process (GO): protein import into nucleus
Cellular component (GO): cytoplasm; nuclear membrane
Molecular function (GO): small GTPase binding
Source: RefSeq, a predicted model, not a curated record
UUUACCGUGUUGCUUUCACGCGUAAUACGCGUAUUGCUAUGAAUGUUUUGUUUUUAAUUUAAGUAUGGAUAUCUUUAAUAAUUUUACCCUUUCAAUACUCACUGACUGUAAAUAUGUGUUAGUAUCCUCUAAGAACAAAUUCUAUCGAGUGCAAUAGGAAGAAGAGUUUUAAAAAUUCAUGAUGGAAUACUCGAUCGCCAACUUUGAGCAAGCGGUGUCUCAAUUCUAUCACACCGAUGCUGUUUUACAAGCACAAGCUCAUCAGUGGCUUGUUGUUGCUCAAAACUCUCAAAAUGCUUGGUCUUUUGUGUGGGAACUACUUCAAAAAGAAAGGUCAGCAGAAGUUCAGUUUUUUGCUGCUACAACCCUGCACACCAAGAUCAUGAAAGCAUGGUCCGAAGUUCCUGCUAAAGAGUAUGGGGACCUUAGAAAAAGGCUGCUAGAAUCCAUCUUCAGUUACGCAGCUGGUCCAAAAAUUGUGCUCAAUAGACUGUGUAUAGCCUUGUCAGCGUAUAUACUUCAAACCACUCCCAGCUAUUGGCCAAACGCCAUCCCUGAACUGUUAGCUAUGUUCCAAUCGACCGACCUGCAAACGCUAACACCAGAGCGACGUGUAUGGAUACUCCUCGAAGUUCUUACUGUCAUUCCAGAAGAGUUUGAUAGCAUGGGUAUGAUGAAAGGCCAUAAGACCAGUGUUCGACACGAACUAGAAAAGACUACUGUACCAGUGCUCUCAUUGGUGCAGACAGUGCUGGCUGAGUCGGACUCGACCAAUGGCAGCGAAGUGGUGAGUCAGGCCGUUCGCUGUGCCAUCGCUUGGCUGCGCUUCGGAGUGAAGCCGGUAGAGUGCGAUCACCUGGUCACACAGCUCGUCUCCGUUGUCAUAGCAACCUGCCAAAGUGCCUCUGAAACUGGGGAGUUAAGUGUUGAGGCGUUGGAUCAGAUGAUCACGCACCCCGAGUGCAGUAACUACCCCACCGUAGCUUUGAAUUUCAUUCAGAGGAUAUUAUGUCUGAAAGAUUUGAUACCACAAUGCCAGUCUGUCGGGAAUGUGGAACUGAUAUCGAGUAUCUACGGUCUAUUCAUUGGAAUCGUUGAGAGCCACACCCAACUCAUUCUGCGAUGCUUCACCAAUGAAAUGAGGCAAAUUCCUGUUCAGAUCUUCCAGACUCUGCUAUCGUGUAUGAACACACCUGGCCAAUACCCUACAGAGGAGAAGUGCAGUCAAUCCACGUUCAUGUCCUGGUAUCUACUGCAGGAUGAACUGUUGAGAAUGAACGAUCGUUCAGUACUGUUGCCGUAUGUGAUACCGAUUUUCAAAGAUUUAGUUCUGAUUUUGCUGAGAAAAUGCGAAUAUCCACGUGAUAUGGAGCUUUGUGCCGAAGAUAAGGAGACUUUCCGGUGGUACCGAACCGAUAUUGCCGAUACUCUGGUAUACUGCUGCAACGUUCUGCACGACACAGUGCUGGAAAUACUGCUGAGUCAGCUACAGCUAGCGAUGACGUCACCAGAGAACGCGUGGCAGCCGCUGGAAUCGUGUCUGUUUGCAUUCGCCGCCAUUGCUGAGAACACAGACGAAAACGAGUCGCAGUAUUUGCCGCCAUUCUUCGCAGUACUGCCAACUCUGCCCUUCGACUCGCUGCACCUCUAUGUUGCCUGCACUGCUAUGGAGCUAGUCGGUUCGUAUUCGAACUGGUUGAACUACCACCCGGAGUUGCUAACUCAUGUGAUACCGCUGCUGUUGAUGGGCCUUAACAACAGUGAAACAGCUCCCAGCGCCACUCUCUCACUCAAGGACAUAUCCAAAGAAUGCCAGCUCAAAUUGAAGCCGUACUCUGAUCUCAUACUGCAUACUAGCCGGACGGUGCUGAAUGAGGGCAAAAUAAAGCAGGCAGAAUGCAUAAGACUGAUGUACUCGAUUGGCAAUGUUCUGUCAGUGUUGCCUCUGGAAACAAUUCUCCAUCACCUGGAUACUCUCAUACUACCCAUCAUCAAUCAGAUCAAAACUUUACUCGAACAAGAUCCGACGGUGGCGGUGCGCUCGGACCUACUGCUGCGACUUCGCAUGAUCGGCAUGCUGUUCAGUUCGCUGGACGUGCAAGCGUGCAAGCUGCACAACGAAGAGGGAGGCAGGCAGGAGACAGAGACAGGAGAGAAGACCGGAGACGUUGAGUCGCCGCUGCAGCCUGUCUUCCUUGUCAUGGAGCAUGUCAUCGGCCCCCUCUCUGUUGUCGUCGACAAGUGGGCCAAUGACCUCGACAUUGUUCCGGCCGUGUUCACUUUACUGAAGAAUGGACUGAUCACCCUAUUACAAGACUGCAUGCCUUUUGUUCCGGCCAUGGUUGACAUUAUUCUAAGCAGCUACAAAAAAGUUCCCACCACUGCCGCACUCGAGUUCGCCAAACCGCUAAGCCUUCUGGCGGGCCGGAAUUCGGCGCACACCGGUCACGUGCACUGUCUGCUGAUGGCGCUGACAGUGGAGACCCUCGGCCUCGAGCGGCGACAGGACUCCAUCUGCAACGGCGACCUGUCGCAGUGCUCCGACAUCGUCGACAAGUAUCUACAGCUCAUCGCCGCCAUAUUUCGGCGCGACCCCUUACUGCUGCUCCACAUCCAACAGUUCAAUAUUAACGAGGUCUUCGAGUUCGCCAUGAAGAUCCUUCUGCUGCCAGAACUAAUAACGGUGAAAGCAGCCGUCUUCUUCUUCACAGCUGUGAUAUCUCAUAGUCGCGACCAUAACCUGCUAUUAGCAUGUGUGCAACAGUAUGGCGAAAAACUAGUGGAGACUCUUCUCGCUUGUAUAGGCGGUGCAGCAUCUAGAGUAAACAUCGAGCCACUGUCUGACAUUCUUUUGGAACUGAACAAAAAGCACUCAGACAACAUGUCAAGAUGGCUCACUGCGCACCUUUCUCGCGCAGAUUUCCCCUCCCAUCGACCCUCGCUGCAGGUCAAAGCUCACUUCGCCAAAACUGUAGUCAAACAUAAAAACCGUCACAAGUUGCAGGAGACCGUCAGAGACUUCUCGCUAGUGUGUAGGGGACUUGUGAACACAGAAUAUGCGGCGUCGCAUAGUGAAACAACCGAGUAAUCAAUCAAUCAUCAUGCCAAACAACAAUCUAAGCUGUGACAAUUUCUAUUUCGUGUGAA